This is a messenger RNA of Botrytis sinoallii, 579 nucleotides long. RefSeq lists its product as uncharacterized. The record is from RefSeq and is a predicted model, not a curated record. Lineage: Eukaryota; Fungi; Ascomycota; Leotiomycetes; Helotiales; Sclerotiniaceae. Gene Ontology annotation, cellular component: cytoplasm. The transcript has 3 exons. Bases 1 to 579 code for a protein of 192 amino acids.
AUGGCGACUUCCGAUGGGGUUGCGGUGGAGGUGCACGGGACAACUCAGCUUCUAAAUUCUAUUUUGAGUUGGUACGAUGAGACUCGUCCUAUGUGGAUUGACCUUGUAGGAGAUUAUGCUGGAAAAGAGUUAUUUCUUCUUGAGGGAGACUCUCUUUUAAGAGAAUGUUUCGCAGAUGAAAGGAUUGAUUUUCAAGAUGGAUUUCAACUGCUUCAUGCCGUAUACGUAGUGGAGCGAUUCCUUGAGAAUUUAGUCAAGAGACAUUGCAACUUCCACAUUGCUUUCUUCGAGGAGAAUCGGCAAUUAUGUGUACCACCAGGAGUGAAAUCCACACAUCGAGCUCGGUAUCUCCUCGCUCGAACAGCGAUUCGACAACAUUUACACCACAAAUUACCAUUAUCACAUCCAGAGAUUGUGGUCAAUACUUUCCCUUCCUUGGAGAGUAAAGAGUUCUCCAGUUAUCUUCAUGCUACACCGAUACACUUUGUCAUGUCGCACGACGGGGCUGCAACGGCAAAGCAACCUCGCUCAUCGAAGGAAGAAAAGACCAUUCUUCGAGGAUUGAUAUGGUUUUUUUAA